Molecule: messenger RNA, 2481 nt
Organism: Durusdinium trenchii
Lineage: Eukaryota; Dinophyceae; Suessiales; Symbiodiniaceae
Source: the annotation of a GenBank genome assembly
AUGGGAGGUCAAGGUCGAGGCAAACCGAGACCUACAAAUCGAGGCGGAAGCCUAAAGGUGCCCGAGCCAAAAAAGACUGCAAAGGCCUCUUCUGGCCAAAUCCUUUCGCCAGAAGAGGUGCGGUCAGACUUCGACGGGUGUCAUGUGCGGGCGGAUGUGAUGUUGGAAAGGAUGAGAUUGGAAGAUGGUUUGAUGGAUUUUAUUCAAACGAUGCCGUUGUUCUUGCUUUGCCUUCUUUGCUUCUUGGUGGCUAUCAGUAUUUUAAGUCCUGCUGAAGAGACCUCCGCCAUUCAUCAACAUUUGGAAGCUCACUUUCAGCUCGAAGACGUUGCUGCGGUGAAAGAUGUUGCUGGGAUCUAUGACUUCGUAAAGACCUUUGAGAUAAAGAACUUGGACAUGAGGCCGACUUCUACGCGCUAUUGGUGUGAACAUCGCUACUUUCAGUACCUUUGGGAUGAUCAUUAUGCGAUCCCGCGAACGGCUUGCAGCAGUCCAAGGUACACCUCAUUGGGUUUGCAGAGUGCUCCUGCGUGGAGCAACGACAGCACAACAUCAGGUCAUAGACGACUCGGAGGAGGUGCAUCAAGUGAGGCGACACACCAAAGCCCACCAUGCGAGGACAACGAUACAGCUUACCAACUAGAGGAAGACAAGAAUGUGACAUGCCAUGAAGAUGCUAGCCAUGCAUGUCAGAUUGACUUGGGAAUUCUUCUUUGUCCAAGAACUUGUGGCUACUGUGCCCCCUUUGAAUACGAGAAGAUGAAAAGAUUUGGCAAGCCACAAGUAUCGCUGCUUCCAUCUGUUGUGUAUCAGAGCCGUUUGCGUGAGACAGAAUGUCAUGGCUAUGCAGCGCUUACGCAGGAGCAAAACUAUAAUCCACUCUUGUCGCUGUUACCAGCCAUGGAUGGGAAGAAGCGAGGUCAGAUUUUGACUUGUGUGGACCGUUCUCAAAAACAGUCCUCAGAAUAUGCCCUGUACAUGGACUGUCCAGAGCACACCCCAAGCCAUCGAUGUGUUGAUGGAAAAGUUGGCAUUGGAUUGAAGCAAAACUUUCAUGGAGAACCAGUCUAUGCAGAGAUGCUGAUAGAAAGUGACAAGGCUUUAACAUCAAUGCAGAAAGCUGGUUGGAUUGACAUCCAAACUGAUACCGUCUCCGUAAGCACUAUGGUUUACACAGAGGGUGUGGAAAUGUUUACUUCACUGACGGUUGAGUUCACCUUUGACUACGCCGGAAACGUGGAGGGGGCUGUGCACAUGGUGACAUAUCGAGACCUCAUUCGUACAGCUGCCUCCAACUUUGCAGGGUGCUUGGCAACCACAUGUGUGGGUGCUUUCAUCGCCCUCGUGUCUUUAGUCACAUAUUUGUGCUGCCACCCAGACCAGUACAACUUGGGACUGAUGCUGUAUGCAAUCAUCUCUCGCUUGGUUCUGCUGAUUUAUCCACUUAUUCUGCUGAUCUCUUGGAGUCACCAAGCUCCAAUGUCACACGAAUAUGAUCUGCUUGUGGGGACAUUCCUGGCAAAUGAGGGCAUGGACCAAGAGCAUGUGCAGCACAGUUUAGCGGAGUACUUCAAGGUGAAAGGCGUGAUCUAUGAGGAAGCUGCCUGGCUUGAACGACAUCGCAUCGCUUCAUAUGUGGUUCUCUAUGUGCAAUUCCUCCAGAUGGUCUUAGCAUUCAAUGUCCAUCCCAGGGUGGCGAUGUUGACUUCCACUGUGCAGAGGGCUUUGCACAACAUGAUGCAUUUCUUUUUCAUUUUUGCAAUUCUCUUUUUGAUGCUGGCCUUCAUGGCGAACUUCUUGCUGGGAGGUCGGAUCCAUCUUUUUGGUACGUUUGGGAGUGCUUGCUCUGCUCAGAUUCGCAUGCUUUUCGGUGAGUUCAUCUACGCAGAAGGAGUGGAGAUGCUCUCAGGGACUUCACUAGCAAUGUAUUGGCUUUAUGCUAUAUCUUUUAUGCUCAUUGUGUUCUUCACGUUGCUGAAUUUCUUUUUGGCAAUUAUCGUGGAUGCUUUUGUGGAAGUGAAAGAGGCAUGCGGGCAGCUGCAGUGUACAAAGAGUUUUUUCAGCGAUCUUUGCUCCAUGACUUUGAGUCUACAUCUUCAAAGGAAACACAGGCUGCCUCCAAGGAAGAAGGUUAUCAAGUACCUCACCGAUUCCUUGGAGACAUACAAUCUACAGAAAGGAGAGGAGAAAGCGCAAAAUGCCAAGUGUCCACUAGUUCCGGCACGAGACUUUGCCAGAGAUUUUGGAUUGACAGAGGAGGCUGUCUCCCAUUGGUUGUGUCGCGUGGAAAGCUUCAGUUCCAUGCAGGUGAUCCAUUUUCAGGAGUUCUUUUCCCAGGAGACUGAGACCAAAGAAAUUGAGGAGAAAGAGCCAGAGAUGGAGGAGAGUACAGGAGUUUUCAAUGAGAAGUUUGAUGCAGUUAGCAUUAAUCCUGACGAGAUUGUUGCCCCGGCUGAGCCGGUCAAGGUUACACAUAUUUGA